AUGGCCGAACGCCCUGCGAGGACCCCCACCACGCAAGUCACUCGGGAGAGGGUUAUUGCGCCCCCCGACCGCUUCAUCUUUGGAGUUCAGGACGAGGAGCUGAUCACCUACUUCAGCGACGUCUUUGGGUCGGAGCUGGCGCCAGCCCUGCCGGUGCUGCACCAGCUCGUCGAGGGCAUCUGCACCUCUGACUUCACCUCGCUCCGCAGGCGGCUGCAGGGCGACUAUGAGUACUUUGGCGCGGCGGCAGAGGCCCGCAGUGAUGUGGAGCUGAGUGAGUGGCAGGGGCGGCAGCAGCAGCAGCUGCUGCAGCAGCUGCAGCAGGUCCACGAGCCCCCAGAGGAGCUCGACCAGCAGGAGACUCGCUUCCUGGCCGACUUCACACAGCUCAUGGAAGCCAGCCAGUACCGCAUGCUGAGCAAGGCGGAGUGGGACGCGGCGCAGGCGGAGGACUUCCUGUUCACGCUGCCCUGUGACGUCAAGUGGGAUGCCAUGGACAGCCAGGCAAGGCUGCUGCUGCCGCGCUACUGGGCGGAGAGCCCCGGCGAGCGGGAGUCUGUGCCGGAGGAGAUGGCUGACCGCAUCCUGGUGUUCCAGCGGGGGACGGAAGUGGCCACCAUGCAGGGCAGCUACUUCAUGUUGAAGGUCAACCUGCUGAUCAGCAUGUGGCUGCUCCAGCCCAUCUACAGCCUGUUCGUGGCUUUGAUGUCCAAGCUGGGCGUGAAGCGGUUUGUGCCAGAGGCGCCCAAGGGCCUGGCCAGCACCGUGGACGAGGACCCAGCCGCCAAGGCCGCCAUGGAGGAGGCUGCCCGGGCCGAGAUGCACCCAGCCAGCACAUCCAUCGAGCGCCGCACGUUUGCCAGGGUGUUCCCCGACGGCAUGAGCGUGCUGAAGAAGUUUGCCAAGAAGGUGAAGCUGCAGGAGGCGUGCUUCCGAGACGUCGUCAUCCUGUACCGCCAGGCGGUGUCGGACAAGGGACCCGCCGCCACCGAAGUGGAUGUGAUCAAGGAGGCGGACCCAAAGUUCAUGCAGCGCAACAUCCAGCUGCGCCAGUUCCGCGGCAUCCCCAUGGCCGACCUGGAGAUGAUCAUGCCUGAGAAGAAGAUCUUCGUGCCGCCCAAGGUGUUUGUGGAGAUGGCGGUCACGCUGGUUGGCGGCGUGGUGGCCAUGAUUGCAGCCCUGGGCCGGGCCGGCAAGGAUGACGUGAUGGACCUGAGGGCUGUCUACACAGCGGUGUCGCUGCUGGGAGGGCGCGCGGCUCAGGUCUACACCAGUGCCAUGACCCAGAAGCUGGCCAUCGAGCAUGCCAUGGGCAAGAUGCUGUACGAGCGCACCGUGGGCUCCGGAGAGGCCGUGCUGACCAGCCUGGUGGACAGCGUGUGCAGGCAGCGGGUGCGGGAGAUCAUGGUUUGCUACUGCGUGCUGCUCAACAGCCAGACGCCGCUCACGGCCGAGGAGCUGGAUGACGCGUGCGAGCGCUUCCUGGCCACACAGUUUGGCUGCAAGAUCGACUUCUGCUGCGAGGAGGCGCUGCCCGCCAUCCUGAAGUGGGGCCUGGUAUGGGAGGAAGGCCUCAACCUGCUGAUCGCGGUACCGCUGCCAGAAGCUCUGAAGAAGCUGGACGAGGUGUGGGAUGCCAUCCACGACUUCAAGGGCAGCGCCAAGGCUGUGAUGCAGAAGGCCAGCCAGGCGGCCGGCGAGGUGGCAGAGGCGCCCUCAGCCGAGAGCAGCACCAGCGGGGCAGCCGCCGCGCCGCCGCGGUCCAGCGGCAUGGCGGGGGCGGCGCUGGGGCGAGCGCUGUCCACGCCGCGCGCCCCGCCCGCCAAGGGCGUCAAGGGCAUGUUUCAAAAGUUCACCGCCGCCAUGCACUGA
Chlorella variabilis is the source of this 1872-nucleotide messenger RNA. RefSeq lists its product as hypothetical. The transcript has 22 exons. The record is from RefSeq and is a predicted model, not a curated record. The coding region runs from base 1 to 1872 and encodes 623 amino acids. NCBI's taxonomy places the organism in Eukaryota, Viridiplantae, Chlorophyta, Trebouxiophyceae, Chlorellales, Chlorellaceae.